CCCCGCAGAGACUGACAGUGAUAUCGCAGCUGUCCGAGUUCGGAAGGAGCGGGCGCGAGCUGCCGAAAGCUUGUCGCGUCAUCCGCUGACUCGAGCGCGUAAAGUGAAUGCAGUUCAAUUGAUCCUCACUUCAUCAGGCUGCAACAUCUCCAUCAACCUCAUUCCUUGCCCAGUUCAUCAACACCUACGCCAAAAGCGAUCCUACCUCCAACCUUUCAGUCUUGGAUGAACAAUAUCCAACAUGCCUGAAAUCGGUGAGAUCGCACGAGUAGUGCACUACAUCCGCAAACACCUCGUCGGCCGCACAAUCAAGACCUGCCAAGCCUUCGAAGAUGACAUUGUGUACGGCAAGGUGGGCUGCAGCGCGACCGCUUUCGCCAAAGCGACUGAAGGCCGGCGAGUGACGGGAGCGGCGCAGCAGGGGAAAUACUUCUGGGUGACGUUCGACAAGCCUCCGCAUGCGGUAAUGCACUUGGGCAUGACGGGGUGGGUGAAGUUCAAUGUCGAAGACACGGCGUAUUACAAGCAGGCAAAGGAAGAAGAGGGCAAAGAGCAGGAAUGGCCGCCGCGUUUCAUGAAGUUCAUGUGGAAGUGUGCAGCGGAGAAGGUGGACGGAGUGGACAAAGAAGUCGUAGAAGCGGCGUUCGUGGACGGCAGACGACUUGGACGCAUACGGCUGGUGGACUGCGAGGCGGACAAGAUACGACAAGCUAGUCCGCUGAAGGAGAACGGCCCGGAUCCCGUGCAGGAUAAGGACAUUGUGACGGUUGAGUGGCUGAAAGCGUUGAUGCAGAGGAAGAAGGUGCCCAUCAAAGCUCUGCUACUGGAUCAGGCGAACCUUUCCGGCGUGGGAAACUGGGUUGCGGACGAGGUGCUAUAUCAAGCACGAGUACACCCAGAGCAGUACUGCAAUACUUUCGGCGAUGAGCAGAUCAAGACGCUCCACGACGCGCUGAUUGGAGUGUGCACGCUUGCCGUCGAAACUCUGGCGGAUUCGAAGCAAUUCCCUGCGGACUGGAUUAUGAAGUAUCGCUGGGACAAGGGCAAGAAGGACGCCAAUGUCCUGCCGAAUGGGGAGAAGAUUGUGCAUUUGAAGGUGGGAGGCAGGACGAGCGCUAUUGUGCCGUCGAGACAGAAGAAGACGGGGGCUGUUGCGGCUGAUGUGGAGGACGAGGAUGCAGAUGAUGCACUUGAGGAGCCCGCGAAGGGCAAGAAGAGGAAGUCGAAGGUGGAGGAAGACGAGUCUGAGGCUGAGAAGCCUGCCAAGAAGGGCCGAGGGAGGAAGAGCACUGAGACCAACGGUGUGAAGGAGGAAGAGCCUGAUGAAGAGACGCCGGCGAAGAAGGGUCGGAGUGCAAAAGCCACGCCGACCAAGGCAGAGAAGCCCGCGACGCCGGGAUCGAGAAGGUCUGCGCGGACGAGGACGUGAAGAAGUUCUGCAGCUCAUGAGCUAUGAAUCACAUAGAACUGUACUUCCUUUAUUAGCUCACACCCAUUGCGAAGGAAAGAGGAAAGAAAGUACGGGGAUUGCGGAGAAGCUCGAUCAGAACCAAGAUUUGGGAAACUUUGGUACCUGCAUCCGACGAAUGUCAUUGCAUCAUGGACAUGUGCUUAGCGGGCUCACAACGAGUGCUUGGUACGGGGAACCUCGUCAUUGUAAUUCAAGAAUGGGGCAUCCAAGGCUUUUGAAAGUGUACAAGUAAGCUCGCG
Messenger RNA from Neohortaea acidophila, 1710 nucleotides. RefSeq lists its product as uncharacterized. Lineage: Eukaryota; Fungi; Ascomycota; Dothideomycetes; Mycosphaerellales; Teratosphaeriaceae. Gene Ontology annotation, biological process: base-excision repair. The transcript has 3 exons. Gene Ontology annotation, cellular component: nucleus. The record is from RefSeq and is a predicted model, not a curated record. The coding region runs from base 242 to 1429 and encodes 395 amino acids. Gene Ontology annotation, molecular function: DNA-(apurinic or apyrimidinic site) endonuclease activity; damaged DNA binding; DNA N-glycosylase activity.